AUGAUGUGGCUGGAAUCAGGUGGCUCGAACUUUGAUAACCUGUCGACUACAGCUGCGUUUGCGGUGGCGACACCAGCGGCAACGAUAGAAGACGUGGUGGACGCGACCAGGGUCUUUCUUGCGUACACCCGAGAGUACUGUUGUGCGGAGUUGAUUGAGCUGGUGGAACGCAUCGUGGAAUUUCUGGAGGAGACGCUCAUGCAGGUCACGUGGUCGGCUAAGGAUUUAUCGGCACUUGUUUUCUGGGACGAUCGACUCCUGCGCGAUUUAAUGUUCGUAAAACUGCAUCGCCAAGUAGACGACGCUGAGCGCAAGACAACCGCCCAACGCGAUGGCAAGAAGAGGCUUGGAAAAAUUCCUAAAGACGUAUUACGACAGUUGCCGGUGCAGGUUGAUCCCGCUACCGGAAGAUCGCGCAAUUUCUGCAUGCGGUACCUCCCCAAGGCUGAGUACACACCAGAACGCGACGGCCGCGGGCGCCACGCAGCGCAGCGCGUGCAGCUGGAGGCGUUCAACGAGGUGGUCAGGGAGAUCGCCGCGGAUCCUUCUUGUCUCACGCCCAAGCUGCUGCAGGAGCUGCCCAAGGCGCUCGCGGCCUGCAGAUACGUCAUCAUAUUGCGUGAACACGUGGCCGCCUUCUUCCCGGAAGACGACGAGGGCCAGGUCGGCCACCAGUACUUCCUAGAGCUGCUGCAGAGCUGGCACCGAGCCCUCAAGACCGUGGAGGUGGAGCAGGAGGAGCUGGCGGCGGUGGAGCUGGACAACGCUAAGUUCGAGAACUAUUAUGAAGUGCUGCAGGUGGACGAGGACUUCUUCUCCGACGAGGGGGCCUUUGUGGCGGAGCCGGAAGCCCCCAAGACCGCCAAGGUGGACAGGGAGCGGCUCUUCCAGGAGGCCUUCGCCGAUGAGUUGAGGAUGGAGCUCGUGUACUUGUUCAUGGAGCUGGACGAGCUGCUGGAAGCUGUGUACAAGGUUUAUUGUGAAGUGAAGCAGGAGAAACGCACCAUGGUGGAGGCCACGGUGGUGGUCAAGCUGGCUCUGGACACUGCCAGUGCGCUGACGGCCAAGCUGCAGCUGAAAUACCCGACGCUCCGGUCGGCCAAGGACAUGUUCAACAUUGUGAGGAACAUCUCGCAGAAGAGCUUCCGACAGAGGAUCUUGCAGCUCCACCAGAGCAUCAUGGACGAGCUCAGGAUCGCGUACGAUAGUAAGUUGGAUAAGCCGGCCAAGUACGUGCCUGGUACAUUCCUGAUCGAGUUGCUGGGAGUGGGCAUGACGCUGGACAGCUUUGUCGCCUCGGUUCCGGCUGAUAGCCAUACCGGCAAUGGCGUCUUCUUUCCGAGUGGAGUAUUUGGAGAAACUUACGGCGAAGAUCGGACGCCCCUGUACGUCCAGAUUCCUGAUACUAACAACGACAAGGUCUUCCUGAUGCAGCAGCUGCCCAUGUUGUUUAACGCUAUGAUGGAUCGGAAGAAUGCUGGCAAAUCCGGGAUCGAGUUGGCGCCGAUGGAGCCGGUCAUGCAGCUUAUGGACAAGUUUUUCACGACGCAGACUUUCCCUGUUGGAAGCGAAGCCUACAAGAAGCGCAAGGCCUUUCACUUGAGCGACGUGUCGAAGAUAUUCCGACUGAUGAGAUUGAACGACAAGUCCGUUCUGAGUGGCGGAUUGUGGAAAGAUAGACUGGUGGCAAUCUCUGAUGUAUGCUCGGAGGAACUCUUUGACACGCGUGUGCUAUCGCGCGAUCUAUUGAAGCUGAAUGAAGACCUCAUGGAUACGUUCCCUGGCUUGAUCAAGGUAGUUGGGUGUCAAGAUGAUUUCCAGGAAAUCGUAGCACACUCGGUCGCUGGUGAAUCGCGCCAGCAGCGGGUGAACCGGGCGCUGGAGGAGUCAGUGAUGAAGCUUUUGAUGCCGCUCUUGGAUGCCAUGAAGCCAGACGGAUCCUUUGACACCAGCGCGAUACCUGGAGCUACCAUUACGCUGGAUACGCUGUUUGCUACGGAAAUGUGCAGGGAAGUGGCGGCGGUCAUUAAAGCGAGAUUUGCGAGUCUGCCUCAAAUCUGUGAGCAGAAAUAUUUCACGCUUCCUUCACAGCCGAACUUCGCAACCCAAGAAUAUGGUCGACUGGAGGAAGGGCGACGGGAGGACUAUGAGGAAGUGUUUGAGGAGCUGAUGGAGCUGAUGGAGCUGCUGAGGAGCAGCAAGGGUCCGCUCACUGGUAGUGACCUCGAGCAUUUCAAGUACGAACUCAAGAGGGACCCCGAUCUGAUGGGAUUACUUUCAGAGAAACCAGAGCAAGGUUUGGAUCCUAUGUAUGGUGAUCUGUGUAGCCUCCUUCACCAAACAGCUGCUGGACCUGCUCACGACGCUGACCCGGUCGAUUGGAUGAUUCAAAUGGGGGCCCUGAUCAUACAGCCUACGUUGCACUGUCGGAAAGCGCCCCUGCAAAAGGACCUGAAAAUUCCUCGUGGGCUCUACCCCAACACCAUGGCGCUGCACAACGCGGGCUAUGAAGACAUUGUCCGGGUUAUUCUCGAGGGGGACAACAUGGUGGACAUCAACACGCCCACAUUCCAUACCAAGGAAACUCUAGCACAUCUGGCUGUGAAGAAUGGACACUGGGGCUUGUUUUGUAUGCUUCAGGCAUUUGGAGCGGACCUUCGCAUCAAGGAUGGGAAGGGGCGAACUUUGAGCGAGGUGACUUCAAACAAGGAGUGGGCGCGCAAGCUCGCUGCAGGCACCGCUCAGUAUUAUGCCUUCGACGCGAUGAAUGCCGGGAGGCUCAAUGCGCGUACUAAUGCACAGGAUCCAGCCACCGCGCAACUGCUGCAGCAAUUUAUGGCUGCUCAGCAAGGCGGGCAGCACGAUGAAACGAUGUCGGCUGCGCGUGAAAACCUCACCAUGAACACCGGUGAAGGGAAGAAGAAUAAAAAGAAGGGCAAGAAAAACAAGAAGAGUGUCGAAGAAAAGUCGAUCAUGGCUGCUGCUGUGCAGCAGGGCACGACCGUGGUGGAGUCGGCACGAGUGCUACUGCGUCUUCUGGAUGCAGCGGGCAGCGAGGUCAACGAAGACCACGAGUCUGAGAGUCUGUCGGUUCUGGAGGACAGGCUCAGAAAGCUCUCAAUCGCCAUUUUCGCUCGGCUGCGAGACCCAGACAUCCCUGUCAGUAAGAAGGCCCGGGAUACGCAUGACGCCUGCAGACUGAUCAAGGAGCUCCGCAGUCUUGUCAGCACGUUUUCAGAGCCGAGCAAGCUGAACUCUGCGCGUCAUCACAUCCGUCUCGUCAUCGCGGCUGAAGCUAUGCACGGCAUUCACUUGAUGCAGAAACUGUAUCGCGCUCAGGACGCGGCCCUCACGGUCGUCGAGCUCGCUCCUGUACGACAACUAUGCGAGACGACUCAGAAGUUCACGGAGUUUGUGGUGGGCACGGCGCGGCUCUGCGUCUCCGUCGACAGGGCGCCGCAAGCUCGCGAGAUCCUGGACGUGCUGGAGAAGCGCUUCCUCAAGACUCCGUUCGACAAGCGGGUCCCGACGGAGUUCCGAGAGCUGGUGCAGCUGUACUCGACAGCGCGUGAAGAGAUGAGGCUCGGCCAGACGUCAAGCGCCAAGACGCUGCGGUCCUUGGGGUGGUAUCUCACGAGCGCCGUGGACAACUACGAUGUGCAGUUGAAGCUGGACGGGCUGGCUGGGCGGCCCGUCUACUUUGAGAUCAAGCCCGCGGCCUCCCUCAGCGACAAGGAGCUUCUGAUGCUGACCGUUGACAUCAACAUCAUCAUCGAGCUGAAGGGCGUCGCGUGCUUGGGCGUGCGCGCGAUGGUGCUGAAUAUCGCCGAGCGGCUUGAGCUCCCCCUCGAUACCAGCACCAUCCACUCGUGCACGCCCUCUGUCCACAACACGACGUCGAGACCGGCCGCGGCGGCCGGCAGCCAGGCGCAGGCGGCGCGCAAGAGCGGAGGCGCCAAGAAGAAGAAGCCGCAGCAGCCCAAGAAUGCCAACGCCAGCGCCAACGGCAAGGACGCGCCUGCGGGUCCUCGGCCCGUGGCGCCGCCUCCUGUGUCCGGACCCUGGGGCAACCCCAAGCCCGCGGCGAGUAGUGCGCCCCCGCCAGGCUUCGCGCCCAGCCCGCCCAAACCUACCUCCGGCUUCAGCGAUGCACACCAGAGGCAGCUGCGCCACCGCGCGCUGUUCGCGUUCCGGUUCCUGGUGGGCAAGGCCGUGGAGCUGCGGCUCGCGGCGUCCGAGGAGCGCUACGCCGGCGUGCUGGACUGCGUGGACCCGGACGACUUCUCGGUCGUGCUCAAGAACGCCAAGCGGCUGAGCAGCGCCGAGGACGCCAAGCCUUUUGAAGAUGGCAGCACCGUCAUCUUCCGACGCCAGCAGCUCGCGCACCUUGUGGCGGACGGCACGGUCAACUACACAGAGGGUGUGUUCGCGUCGGCCGGAGCCACGGCGGCGGCCGGCGGCUUCCGCACGGACACGGAGAUCAGCGGCCAGAGGGGCGAGCAUCUGUUCGGACGCGAGCUGGAAGCCGCCAGCUCGUGGCUGGACCCGGCGCUGGACACGGGCGCGCUCGAGGACUCGGCGCCCAACGGCCGACGCAAGAACCAGGGCAAGGCUGGCUGGAACCAGUUCGAGGCCAACGAGAAGCUCUUCGGCGUCGUGUCCACGUACGACGAGAAUAUUUAUACGACCAAGCUGGACAAGUCCAAGAUCUCCACAGAGCAGUCGCGCGCGGCGGAGCGACUCGCACAGGAAAUCGAGCGCCAGUCGCCGGCUGGCAACUUCCACUUGCAGGAGGAGCGCGGACAAGCUGUGCGUGGUGGGAAGCACGCGAAUGAUCUGGAUGAGGAGGCACGAUACAGUUCAGUGGAUCGCAGGGGCGCCCCCGGUAACUCUACCGGCAACGCAUACGUACCGCCGGCACUUCGGAAUGCGCAGCGUCAGUCUAGCGGUGGCAAGUCGCAGGCUAAGGCGACUAAGCCAGCGCCCGCUAGCGCUGCAGGCGCUCCGGGUCUCCCCGCACCUGCUCCUGCUCCCACUGCUACUGCAGAGGUGGAACCUGCUUCUGCAGCUACGCCGCCUCCGCCCAAGCCGCUCUCCUUCAGCGAAGCGGUGACCGGACGAUCAGCUGCUGCUGCGCCGAAGGCUCCGGCCCCCAAGGCUCAAGCUGACGAAAAGAAAGGUGCCUCCUCUUCUCCGCAGAAAGCGCCGACGCCUGCGCUGGUAAAUGGCAAGGACUCGAAACCUGCUGCGAAGUCCAAGGGCGCUAGCCCGAAGAAGAAGGAUGCUGCGAAGGAGAAGAAGACGGAGAGCAAGACUGAGGAGAACAAGUCCUCCUCAUCGUCGACAACUACGACGACGACUACCACCACAACAACGACCACGACUAAGCAGUCGAAGGAGGACGCGCCGAAGGCGGCCCCCAAGAAGGGGCUGAAUCCGAACGCCAAGGAGUUCAAGCUGAACGCCGCCGCUGCCGAGUUCACCCCGAGCUUCGCGAUGCCGCCGGCAGUAAAAGAGCACGUUUCGUCACCGUACCGUGGCGGCUCGCCUGGACACAUGCCGUACCCGCACCCUGGCAUGGGCUAUCCUCCUCCGAUGCAAGAGGAGUGGAUGUACGACGGUGGAGAUGAAGGCAGUGAGAUGGGGAUGCCUCCUUACAUGCAGGGUGGCUACCCGGUGCCUAUGGGCCCCAACGGAGUUCCUAUGAUGUACCCGCCCAUGAUGCCGCAGCAGAACAUGCGCAUGAUGGGCGGCCAGCGCGGCGGAUACGGCGGCUACCAGCAAGGAUACAACCCGCGCGGAUACUACUCGCCGAACGGAGGAUACCCGGGUGCCGGUAUGCCGUAUGCGGGCGGCCCAGGCAUGCCUGGUGGUGUAGGACCUCAGCCCCCUCUCCCCCGGGAGCCCACGCCCAGUGGCGACGAGUCUAAUGAGGAAUCCGCUGCCGAAAGCGCGCCUGCUCCCCCUGUGCCGGAGACGGCACCAGCAGUCAAAGAGUCUGCCCCCUCGAAAGCAAAACAGCAGACACCGGCCUCCAAGAAAAACGACGGUGCGGUGCCCAGCAAGCCACUGGGGAGGUUGCAGAGCUUUGGUGUUUGGUGCGUGAUGCUGCCUCCUAUUCACAAAUCGACGAAUGGCUUGCCCAACAACGAGCGCCGCGGAAGCGGAGUGGGUGGAGGUUUCCUUGGCGACGCCAACAGGAAGCAAGCUAUAGCCGCAGGCAUGCCCUCGCCAAGUCGCACGGGGUAUCCCGAAGACCAGUCCAAUGGUAUGCUUCAAGUCGCUGCGUCCUCUUCGUUCCCUCCAGGGUUUGAUCGGAUGGCAGAACGUGUACACGCGCUUGAGCGGGAGAACGCGCACUUCCGCGAGGAGUUGCAGCAUCUUCGGCACUUUUAUUCGAGCAACCAACAGCAACAUGAAAGCGAUCAGCUUUCUGUCGGCAAAAUUGCUGAAGAUCUUCAGCGACUCGCGCAUUCGUUCAACAGCAAGUUGCAGGCGGAUAUGAGUCACCAGCAGCGCGAGCAACAGAAGUCUGCGCUUUUGUUCGCUGAGGUGUCACGACUUGGACAUCGCGUCGAAGGCUUGGAAGGCGAAUUGAGGGGUGCUAUCAAUGAUACGCAUCGGAAGUUCGAGUCGCAGGACCAACAUGCACAAUUUCUGGCGUCCGUCAGUUCAAAGCAUCCGCAAGCGGCGUCACCGGGCCGCGCUGUAGAAUUUCAGCGGCAGUUAAGGGAUAUGCAGGAUGCUAUGGUGCAGCUUCGAAGCGAGCUGGAGGCAGACCGCAGUGCAAGGUGGAAAAGUGACGCAGCGGUCGAUGCCAAGGUGGACGCUCAGUUGGAACGACUAAACUCGAAGAUGACGGCAGACAAGCGAGAUCUAGUGCGCGCGUUGGAUGAACAGCGACAGCUCGUUACAGCGACCGAUUUCCAGCGCGUGACAGCGCACAUGCGCGAAUUCUCGCGCGUGAACGACCACUUGAUGGCUUUGGAAAGGUGGCUGCACAACGAGUUUAACCAGGUCAAACGGAUAUUCCAAGCCCUCGCAGGUGACGUGGAUGCACGCUUCCAGUGCGUUUUGGUGGAGCUUGGAAACGGAUUGAGGAUGUGGCAUGCAGCACUGGCGCGGCACGAAGAUGACGUGGGUGUGCGAUUUCACGAUCUCGAGGAGGCUGUACGCACUGUUGCGCUGGCAGUGCAGCGUAAACUACGGACGUUGGAGGAAGUGAUCCCUCUGGAAGUCCAGGCGCGGCAGAAGAACGACGACAAGCUUAGAAGACGCGUGGAAGGCGUCGUCAAGGCUCUGGGCCACGCAAUCGAGACGAGUCGAGAAGAGUACCUGCCACAGCAAUCUACACUUGCUCAUCGCGUUCAUCAACUGGAGCUCAGUCAACACACCACUUCGGAUGAAAUCAAUAUGCAGCACAACGCAAUGCGGGAGACCAUCCAAGCGUUCAUGGAGGACUCGGACGCGAUGCUGCUUCGAUUAGCCACCGCUGUUGAGCAAGAACGGAUAAAGGGACUUCAGACUGCAGCGCCACCAGCCGUGGUCCCAGAAUCGCACCUGAAGGAAGAAUUAAAGGCGGAGACUCGGCGCAUCGAAGAAGAACUCAAGACAUUGCAAACUUGGACAAAAGAUCACGUGGAUGAUUGCCAUCAGCUUCUUCAGAAAAUAAUAAUGACUCCUGUUGCAGUUCCCCCGGCACCGACUCAUCCUACUGAAGAAAUGAAGACGGAGGCUGAACGGGUCCAAACGGAACUGGAAUCGCUACGAACCUGGAUGGAGGCGCAUGCGCAGCAGUGUCGCCAGUAUCUACAAGCAAAACCUGCAGUGACAACCGUCGUUCAUCAGCCAGUGACAUCGACGAUCCGUACCAGCUCGGCUGAUGAAAUGCGAGAGAAUUCGAAACGCGUCAAGGAAGAAGUCGACGCGCUGCAAGCUUGGACGGCGAUGCAUGCCCAGGAAUGCCGCCAGUACUUCGACUUCUUGAGCUGGUCGAUGGAAGAUAUUCGUCGUGAGAGUGCAGUCGUGCAGUGCUUGGACGCGGUGAUCGACCAGAUCGUUGAGACUCAGACUUGUGGACAUCUUGAUACACUUGCGAAGGGUGUUAAUGGAGUGUUACGGCGGACUGCAGGACCCCCGACAGUGAACACUGUAGUACCGCAUGUAUUCACGGCAACUCGGCCAUCUUUCGCUGGAUCACGCCGGACAAGCCCCUCACGCUAUCAAGCGCGUGCCAAUAGCCUGGAAUAUCCAUCGCUGGCUGAGAACAGCUCUAGGACUUCUGUGUACGAGGACGCGCUCGACCUGUCAACGACGACUUACUACGCCUCGUCGGACGGCGAGAGCGCUUGGAACGGUACACGCAUGGACCAAAUGCCGCAGCAUGGUGGAGACGAGAAAGAUACUUUUGCUCAGAUCACUGGAGAAGAUGAUAAACUCGACGAGGAUGAGUACAGCAUGGACAUGACUCAAGAGGACGUCGAGACUGCACCGCCGAGCUACGCCAACCCUGUCACCCAAAAUGCAGUGCUCGGCGACAAGGCGUCGCAGUCCCAGCAGGAGGAGACAGUCACAACGGAGCAACCGGGUCAGAUCCCUAUCGAAGCAGGGGACGAAGAGGACCCAUUGACACUGGAUCUGUAA
Phytophthora sojae is the source of this 8643-nucleotide messenger RNA. RefSeq lists its product as hypothetical. The record is from RefSeq and is a predicted model, not a curated record. Gene Ontology annotation, molecular function: RNA binding. Gene Ontology annotation, cellular component: cytoplasmic stress granule. Gene Ontology annotation, biological process: cytoplasmic stress granule assembly. Lineage: Eukaryota; Oomycota; Peronosporomycetes; Peronosporales; Peronosporaceae. The coding region runs from base 1 to 8643 and encodes 2880 amino acids. The transcript has 10 exons.